AUGGGUGACUGGAGCUUCUUGGGGAACAUCCUAGAGGAGGUGAACGAGCACUCGACGGUGAUCGGCCGCGUGUGGCUGACGGUGCUCUUCAUCUUCCGCAUCCUGAUCCUGGGCACGGCGGCCGAGUUCGUGUGGGGCGACGAGCAGUCCGACUACGUGUGCAACACGCAGCAGCCCGGCUGCGAGAACGUCUGCUACGACGAGGCCUUCCCCAUCUCGCACAUCCGCCUGUGGGUGCUGCAGAUCAUCUUCGUGUCCACGCCCUCGCUCCUCCUCCUCCUCCAGGAUCUCAUCACAGAUCUCGGUGGUCUGGGCGUAGGACGACAGGGUCUCGUUGUAUACUUUGGAGACGUCCUCGGUGGGCAAGGGCGUGGGCAUGGACAUGGGUAUGGACGAGGACGCGGGCACAGAUGGGAAGUGUGUUCCGCGCGGCCACGACGGGGAGGGGGAGGUCUGCUGCCUGUUUGGGGAAUGGAUGCCCAGGGAACCAUGCAGAGGAGCUUAGAGGAGUGGGGAGGAGUGAGGAGCCCCUGAGCAACGGUGCUGUCACCGGAGGUGCAGGGGGGGAGGAGGUGAAGACU
This is a messenger RNA of Alosa sapidissima (American shad), 581 nucleotides long. RefSeq names its product gap junction alpha-8 protein-like. Lineage: Eukaryota; Metazoa; Chordata; Actinopteri; Clupeiformes; Clupeidae. The record is from RefSeq and is a predicted model, not a curated record. Gene Ontology annotation, biological process: cell communication. Gene Ontology annotation, cellular component: connexin complex. The transcript is spliced from 2 exons. The coding region runs from base 1 to 534 and encodes 177 amino acids.